Arctia plantaginis is the source of this 1248-nucleotide messenger RNA. The record is from the annotation of a GenBank genome assembly. NCBI's taxonomy places the organism in Eukaryota, Metazoa, Arthropoda, Insecta, Lepidoptera, Erebidae.
AUGCUCACGUCAAGUAAUCAGUAUUUGCGGCCGGAUUACCUGUCACCGCUUCCGACAACGCUCGACGCGAAAAAGAGCCCGCUGGCGCUACUGGCGCAGACAUGCAGUGCUAUCGGUGCGGAUACACCCAACCCUAAACUGAUUUCUGCUGCCGAGAAAGCCAGCAAAAAGUACGACGAAAAGUCGCACAUACCAGACAACAAACCUAGCUUCAAGCCUUAUGAAUCGUGCCUCACAGCGAGAGAAAAGACUAGAACACCAGACGACCGAGGGUCUGUCAAUGCCUCUUCAAAGACACCGCUUUCGUCAAAGGGCAGUGCGUCGACAACUCCGGUGCAGGCGCGUUGCGCUAGUAAUCAAAGUUCUUCAUCACAGAGGACGCCUCCGCCCGCUCACCGUAAGACACCGUCAGAAAAAUCUGAUGAGAGGUCUAGCCCUCUCCAUUCACCUGUCCCCGUGAAGACAUCCGAAUCAAAUAGCAGCUCAUCUAAGUUACCGUACACACCCACCUCUCUCACAUCAAAUGCAGACACCAAAGAACAUUCAAGCUUCAAACCCAGCAUACCUGUUAGCUCUUCUGCCUUUUUUGGGGGAUUACCUCAAACUGGAUUUCCACUGCAGAUGGAUCUAAUGACGAGUAGUUUGAUGGCGGCACAACAUCACGCUUUAAAGAAUGGGCUAAACCCGUAUCUCGCUUAUGCGAGAAUGAAAGCGUCCGGCAGUGAUAUCGGAAUUUGCAGGGAUCCUUACUGCACAGGUUGUUCGUUAAGCUCACAUUUGCUCAAAUCUGCUGUAUGCCCAGCGGGAUGUGCUCAAUGCGAUCAUGCUAAAACUCCAUUCUCUCUACCGACAAGUCACCCUGCAGCAGCAGCGUAUGCCCACGCGCAACUGGCAGCCUUAGCAGCUGCAUCGCAACUUCCGUACGUUUGCAGUUGGAUGGCAGGCGACUCUGCGUAUUGCGGCAAGCGAUUCGCAACGUCAGAGGAAUUGUUGCAACACUUAAGAUCACACACGGCGAGUGGAGAAUCAAGCCCGAGCCUGUCAAUGCUCAGCGCAACACACCCAUUGCUGCAGCGUACAUACCCGACGCCACCACUAUCACCGCUGACACCGCGGUUCCACCCUUACAGUAAGCCACCCCACAUGGUGUCAUCACCACCGCUGCCCUUCCCAAUGCCGCCACAUCCCUCUUUGGCAGCGUACUUCCCGCCAUACCCGCUCUUCGGACCACGUCCUCUGCACCCUUGA